Saprolegnia parasitica CBS 223.65 is the source of this 1229-nucleotide messenger RNA. RefSeq lists its product as hypothetical. NCBI's taxonomy places the organism in Eukaryota, Oomycota, Saprolegniomycetes, Saprolegniales, Saprolegniaceae. The coding region runs from base 1 to 1185 and encodes 394 amino acids. The transcript has a single exon. The record is from RefSeq and is a predicted model, not a curated record.
AUGAACACCGUGCUUUCACUGCACUCGCUCCUCAACCCGGCGCCGUGCCCGGCCUACGAGCCCAAGCCGACGUCGCCGGCCAGCAGCGGCGGCAAGCCCCCGAGCGACCGCAAACUGCGCCACGACCGAGCCAAGACGCGCUACAACGACGAGAUGGCCUUCCUGACCCGAAAGCGACAAGAACUCACCGAGCGCAUCGAGAGCCUCGAGAAGGCCAAGCGCCACCGCACGAGCAAGUCGGUGUGGGAAGGCUUUGCCCGGCGGCAAGCGCUCGAGCGCCAAGAGUCGAUGAUCGAAAACACAAAGCUCAAGAACGUGCUUCAGCAGCAGCUUGCGAUCCUCGCCGACCUCCAAGGCGUCUUGUCCGAGCGUCCGACGCUGACCAGCUGGCCGCUCAUGCCCGGCAUUGAAGGCCCCAUGGCGCUUCUCUCGAAAGAGCCCAACCGCCGCCUCGCGCAGUUUACCGAACUCAUGGACGCGCAAGUGAGCCAGCUCCACGACGUCUUCAGGAAGCACGGACUGCUCGACGCGGCCGACACGUGGAAGCAGAUUGUCGUGCGCAACGACGGCUGCCACGUCGCCCUCGACGUCUCGGUGAGCAUGGUUGUCAACGCGCCGUACAAGCUGCUGGGAAAGGCGCUCGAGCGGGUGGCAUCGGUGCGCGAGCCCCGGCGCACGGCCAACGGCUACGUCGAGCCGAUCGAGGUGUUUGAAGGCACGGGCCAACUCUUCCGCCGCGUCACAACCAUGCUGGGCUUGCCCGAGAUCCACGCCGAGUUUGCGGUCAAGGGCUACACCUUUCCGAACCAAGUUGCGUUCGUUAUCAACUCGAUGUAUGACGACGAGACGUCACCGCCGGAGCGCGGCGUGCUGCGGUCCCGGGAGACCUUGUUCAUCACAAGUGAGUACCUCAGCGAGACCCAAGCGCGCUGCAAAAUGUACCGCAAGGUCUACGUGCCCGCGAUCCACGUGCCGGGGACACCGCCGUCGCCAUCCAGCGACGACGGCAAUUGCGGCGUCGCGUCGCUUCUCGAGAUGCUGCUCACGUGCUACUCGGACAACAUUGAAGCCUUUGUCCAAGCGAUUUACCGCGAAUUCCGACCACUCCUCGGCGCCGACAACCUCCCCGACUCGCUCGUCGAAACCACGCCCGAGCUCAUCACGUUCAACGAGAGCAGCGUAUGAGCCGCGAGCUGAUUGAAGUCCUAUAAUAGUACUAGUAGCGCACA